AUGCAGCUUGGAGAGACAUAUAUACCUUAUGGAAAGUCUUGUUGUUACUACCGAACAACUUUAAAAUUUAUCGAUGAGCAACCUUUAGCAGGAGGCUUUUAUAUCCGACAUCCUUCAGCAUCAGCGCGCGAUCACGAAAUCGAGGACAUUAUCGCAAAGGACAAAUGUUGCAAUAAAUCUGACUUUUGCGACUUGUUUUAUCAGCUUCAUCCGCCAGGAACCUGCUAUGGAACAUCGCCAUAUAACCUAGGUUCAUUCUGGGGCGAUCCGCAUAUUCGAACGCUAGAUGCCACGAAUUAUACUUUCAACGGCCUUGGUGAAUACGUGUUGCUCAGCAUUGACGCACCGAAUGUCACAUUUGCGCUCCAAGCAAGAACUGAAAGAGCAAUUAAAAAGGAUGGUAACCUAUCAGACGCAACUAUAUUCACAGCCUUUGCAGCAAAAGAUCAUCUUAACUCGUCUGUACAUAUAGAGCUCAAUACUGAUAAAGAUGAUUUCACUCUCUAUGGCAACGGAAUUGAUUUAACGCCAGACCUCCGGAAGUCUUUAGACGAAUUGUUUGAAUUCACAACAUCUACACUUACCAUCCAUGGUGACAAAGGCUUUUUGCGUGUGGCAUUUCUUGCCUUAGAAAUAACGCUAUCUAUAGGCGUUGGGGCCGAAAUGCUUUCUUUAGAUACAAUCGUACCAAGAACAUUUCAAAAUAAAGCACGCGGUCUCCUUGGUAAUUUCGACGGUAAACCAAACAACGACUUUGAGUAUCCUAAUGGAAGCGUUCUUAGAGCAGACGCUAGCGACGCUGAAAUAUUUUUAUUUGGGCAAUCAUGGGCUGUGAAUGAUGAUACAUCUGUAUUUAUAUACGAAGAUGGUAAAAGCCAUGCCGAUUACCACAACGCUUCCUAUGUUCCACGUUUCCUUGACACCGUGGACAAUGAAACGCUUACUAAAGCAUACAAGGCAUGCAAUGGAUCAAAUAAUGUAGAAUGCGUUUUUGACUACGCAUUUACUUUAAACAUCGACGUAGCUGAAAAUACGAAAACCAAACGUCAAGACGUAGAUGCGGCACGGAAAGAAAUAGUGAUGAGCAUGCCGACAGUGAAUACAUGUAGCACCGUGAAUGUAACCGUUGGACAAAAUGUUUCCUGUUCAUUGAAACUGGAGGCUGGUUUAAACUUAGAAAUCAUUGGUAACUCCAAAUCAAUGGUCGUCUACAACAAAGAAACAACAACUUUGUAUUUUAGACAAACCAAUCAGAUACCACACGACAUAUGGUUUGUUGCCGUGAAUACUGACGGGCGGAAAUCUCUGCAAGAAACAGUUCCAACCAUCUUGUGCACUGGAUGCAGCGGUCGGGGUUACUGUACGGGCAAAACAAGAUCUGAUCCACGGGAGAAGGCAUAUUUCAAAUAUUCUGAGUGCGUUUGUUUCCGCGGAUACAGUGGAGUGGAUUGCGAAAAUGUAUUUGACGGAUGUGCUGACCGUCCGUGUUCACGGGGCAGAAAUUGUACUAGACUUUCUGCUGUUGAGCAGGUUAAUCAAAAUAGGACCUACAUAUGUUCUCCUUGUCCUGGUGGUUUUGAAAAUGAUCCAGAUACGGAUGAUUGUCAAGAUAUUAAUGAAUGUAACACAAGCAAGCCGUGUGAUCAAACAUGCUUAAACAGAGAAGGAAGUUUUGCAUGUGAUUGUCAUGAAGGAUUUCGAUUAGAUUUAACUAAUACAAGCAAAUGUGCAGAUAUCAAUGAAUGCAAUGAGGCGACACACAAUUGUACACAGUUCUGCGAAAACACAAUUGGUGGAUUUAGAUGUAAAUGUCAAGCUGGGUAUGUCUUCAAUCAAUCAGAGUGGAGUUGCCAAAUAGAUAAUAUCGACCCAUGUGCGAAUGCUACUAUAGACUGCAACAACACGUCAGGUUGUGUGCUAGAUAAAAGCAAUCAAACAACGUGCUUCUGUGAUGCCGGUUACAGUUUCAAUAGGACAACACUUCGAUGUCAGGAUACGAACGAAUGCGAACAGAAUAUAUGCCCCCAAGAAUGCACUAACACAGUAGGCAGCUUUAAGUGCAGUUGCCUUUCGGGAUUUCAACUUGUUGAUUCAGUCUCCUGCGAACCAUGCGUGGUACCAUACUGGGGACGCAAUUGUGAGCAAAUGUGCAAUUGUGUCGGCCGAGGGGCAGCGCAAUGUAAUCCAACACGAGGCUGCGAAUGUCUUAGCGGCUGGACCGGAAGUACAUGUGACGAUGACAUAGACGAAUGCCUUGGAAAUCUAGGAAUAUGCGCUGAUGUGCGUAAAACAUGCCACAAUACUAUUGGGUCAUUCAAUUGCGAGUGCAUCCCUGGAUAUCGUGAAAAUUCGGAUGGUUUUUGCAGAGAUAUCGACGAAUGCUUGGACCCAGUGCUAAAUGUAUGUCCAAAAACAUGUCGGAACACAGACGGGAGUUACACAUGCGGUUGUGAAUCGGGUUACACGCGACUCAACUCGACCCAUUGUAGAGAUAUCGAUGAGUGCGAAGUGGGAGUCGCCGAAUGUGAACAGAUGUGUGAAAACCACCCAGGCUUUUACAACUGUUAUUGCUAUUUUGGUUAUCGUCUCAAUGAUGAUAGAAGAACAUGUAGGAAAGUCGAAGACGUUUGCAAAGGAUUCAGCAAUUUGACAUGCGCCGGUUACUGUAUUGUAGAGGAUGAGAAGGCAUCCUGUAAGUGUAAUUCUGGGUUCGAGCUUGGCAACGAUGCCCUGUCCUGCCAUGAUAUCAACGAGUGUUUGAACAGCACAUUGAACAAAUGUUCCAGUGGCGCAACAUGCACCAACACACACGGUUCAUUCCUUUGUGAAUGCUCAAUAGGAAUGAAACUUCAAAACGACAAACGGUCAUGUGCAGUUUGUGACAAUUAUCACUUUGGAAAAGAUUGUUCACAGAGUUGUUCAUGUAUCCACGGUGUGUGUAACAACAAAGUUGGUUGCGUCUGCGACUCGGGAUGGUCGGGUGUCAGUUGUGACGUUGACAUAGACGAAUGCACAAAUAACCUGAUGACGUGCAAAGAACCGCACACCCGUUGUUUAAAUACACCUGGCAACGCAACUUGCGUAUGCAGAGAGGGAUAUAGGAGAAAUUCAACGUCAGGGCUAUGUGAAGACGUGAAUGAAUGCAUCGAUACAGUCCUAAAUACCUGUGGCCAGAUUUGUACCAAUACACAAGGAAGCUUCGUAUGUAGCUGUAGAGAUGGUUUCCUGCUUGAGCAAGGACAAUGCUUAGACAUAAAUGAAUGCAAAGCAGUCCACGGGUGUGAACAGCAAUGUGACAAUACAAUUGGUAGCUACAGGUGUUCGUGCAAACCAGGGUUUGUCCUUGACCUUUUCGACCGGAAGUCGUGCAUAUCGGCAGAAAUAUGUAACACAGAGCAAAAGGCAACUUGUUCUGCAAAUGCUUCUUGUUCGAUUUCUGAUGGCAGUGUAGUAUGUGUAUGCCCGAAAGGAUAUAAUGGUCCAGUUUGUACAGACAUUGAUGAGUGUAAAACAGGACAGCAUCGAUGUAACCAGAUUUGCAACAACACUGUUGGUAGCUACUUGUGCCAGUGUAAACCUGGUUACUUCUUGCAAGACGACAAUACCGGUUGUCAGGUGUGCAAUGAUGGGACAUACGGCGAAAAGUGUGCAACCAAAUGCAUUUGCAAUGUUACGAAUACAAAUCUGUGCAAUCGAACAACUGGGUCAUGCACGUGUAAAAAAGGAUGGACAGGCAUUUUCUGCAACGAAGAUAUUGACGAAUGCAACACAACUGCUAACAGCUGUCCGGCGCGUUCAACGUGUGACAACAAGCCAGGUGGAUACACGUGCGAUUGCAAUGCAGGGUAUAUUAAAAACGCUUUCGGGCAAUGCCAAGAGUGUCAACAAGGUCGCUUCGGAACCGAUUGUAACGAGUCGUGCCUGUGCGAUAUGGCACACACGUCAGAAUGUAAAACGAACAACGGCUCGUGCAUCUGUGAACCGGGUUGGACGGGCAAGACGUGCAAUGAGGAUGUAAAAGAAUGCAACAACGAGGCUACGUGUUCUUCUAACUCAACGUGCAUUGAAGCGAACGGGAGCUUCGAAUGCAUAUGUAACAGAGGUUUCAAACGAAGCUUACUUGGAAGCAAAUGCCUCGCUUGUUCGGACAACACCUAUGGUGACAGAUGUUCACUAACCUGUCCAUGCAAAGCAGACAACACAAAAACUCCGACCCAGUCAUGUGAUCGUGUCAAUGGGUCGUGUUUGUGUACCGCAUUCUGGAAGGGCAUCACGUGUGAAGAAGACAUCGACGAAUGCAAGGCCGAUGUUUGCCCAGAUUCAAAUGCAUUUUGUCACAAUACCUUACUUGGGUACAAGUGUUUCUGCAAGAAAGGUUUUGUUUUACAUGAAACAAGAAAAUUGUGUGAAAAUGUUACAAAACUUUCAGAAGAACACAAGGCUUUGAAACUCCAGAUAACACUGAACAUUGCCGGCAACGACAUUAAUUUGUCCAUUGAAAGCACCUUUGCAGUGUAUGCGGAAAAAGUUGUAUCGUCGCUCAGAAAAUAUUGGUCGCGUUUCAUCAAGGACUUUACUGUUGUGGUCAACACUCUCAGGACAGGAAGCUUACACGUGGACUACACCCUAUAUUAUGUUCCUUCUACCAACACAUCUAAAGCGGUUUCCAAUGCUUUAGUAGAAAUGGUAAAUGGCGUUGAGCUAGAAUUUGACGGCAAAACAGUAUCAACGGUGUCAGUUGGACUAGCGAAUUCGUCAGUGGUGUGCGAUGUAUACCAAGUUGCUAUGGGUGACUGUGGCUUUGGUAUGGCUUGUGUUGUUGAAAAAGGAAUCGCUAAAUGUGCUCAAAAUCCAAUGGCCUCACCAGACUCGAUCAGACUGAUCGUAGGAGUGACUGUAUCACUAGGCCUGUUAUUACUCCUCGGAAUAAUAAUAGCGGUAUACGCCCUGAACAAAAGAAAGGCCCGAACUGCAAUGAAGAUCAAACAGAAAGAAGCGUAUAACAAUAGAGCAUUCCAACAUGGUGAUCAAAGGGUCUUGAAGUUCCAAGUUGUCGAGGGUCGUAGAAACUAUGGUGCGGCAGAUGCUUCCAGAUAUAGGACAUGGCGAUCCCUGGCACUAGGUUUUAGCGGUACCUACCCCAACGAACAUGACCGAUCUGCGACUUCAUUCAAGCUGCCAAGACUCGCUCAGAAGCAAAAGCGCACCAAUUCUUUCAACUAGACAGUAUCUUUUAAGAUUGUCAGAUUGAUUAAAAGCUGCCUUUGAACAUAUUUGACUGAUUUACCAUGUUUACGAGUACAGGUUUCAUUCAUAUCUAUUGGAUGACUUGAUUGCUGGCAAUAUACAAUAUACACAAUUUUACUCAAUGACCUGCAAAUAUGUAUAACGUAGAACUUGCUGUUUAACAUGUGGUUUAUAUCGAAUGUACAUGUUUAUUCUUUGAUUUGAGUUUUUGCACAUGAUCAGACAUUUGAGUUUUUCAGUAGACGUUAUCAACGUAGAACUUGCUGUUUUAUAUGUGUAAGCAUAUAUCAUGUACAGAAUGUAAUAAAUAUAAAUAUAACAACGAUAAAAGACGAAAAUUUAUAUAUAAUAUAUGAAUAUUUUUAUGUUGAAUAUUGCUGUAUACUUAAAAGUGAGAGCAUACAAAUUUCAAAGAGUGUAUGAUUAUAUUUUAUUGUUUAAUAUUUAAUAUCCACCGAGUAUAAAUGCAAUAUAUCACAUUUUACUUGCUUAUGACAAAACAAAAUAUUAUGGAACAUGUGUAUAUACCUAUUGUUUGUAUUCAAGAAAACGCAAUAUACUAGAUAUCUAGUUGUAUAUAUCAAAUAUUAUCUUGAUAGAAUAAAAUAUUUGGUAAAUUAUUUGCAAUGCACGAUAACUAAGAUGUAACCUAAAACAUAUGCCUUAAUUUUUUAUUUCCGUUUUAUCAUUAGACGUUAGCGUAUACGUUUCUUAAUCUAGUGCAAGCAUGUUACACUUAUCAUGACGGUAAUGAAUAUAAAACACUUUGUACGAACCAAUUCUUCACUACCGAAGCAUGGAAUGAAUAUUGUAAAUACUUACAGACGCUUAGUACGAACAGGCUGUACAUUUCAGACGCUUAGUGUCUCUACACUACAGACACUUGAUAUGAACAUGCUAUACACUAAAGACGCAUGGUACGAACAGGCUGUACAUUUCAGACACGUAGUGUCUCUACACUACAGACUCUUGAUAUGAACAUACUAUACACUACCGAAGCAUGGAAUGAAUAUUGUAAAUACUUACAGACACUUGGUACGAACAGGCUGUACAUUUCAGACGCUUAGUGUCUCUACACUACAGACACUUGAUAUGAACAUGCUAUACACUACAGACGCUUGGUACGAACAGGCUAUACAUUUCAGACGCUCAGUGUCUCUACACUACAGACACUUGAUAUGAACAUGCUAUACACUACAGACGCUUGGUACGAACAGGCUGUACAUUUCAGACACGUAGUGUCUCUACACUACAGACACUUGAUAUGAACAUGCUAUACACUACAGACGCCUCGUACGAACAGGCUGUACAUUUCAGACGCUUAGUUUCUCUACGCUACAUACACUUGAUAUGAACAUGCUAUACACUACAGACGCCUCGUACGAACAGGCUGUACAUUUCAGACGCUUAGUUUCUCUACACUACAGACACUUGAUAUGAACAUGCUAUAAACUACAGACGCUUAGUACGAACAGGCUGUAUAUUUCAGACGCUUAGUGUCUCUACACUACAGACACUUGAUAUGAACAUGCUAUACACUACAGACGCUUGGUACGAACAGGCUGUACAUUUCAGACGCUUAGUGUCUCUACACUACAGACUCUUGAUAUGAACAUGCUAUACAAUACCGACACAUGGUACGAACAUGUAAAUAACUUCGUUUGUACGAACACGCUGUUCACAACCGACUUAUGGUUGGAACAGGCUAUACCUCACUGACGCUUGGCACUGCGUGAAAAUGAAUCUCCGAAAAUGCCUUUUCCGUUAAUAUGAGUGUUAAAGUACCACACCAAGACAUGCCUACUUGAACUAUGAAUCAUGCUUUUACCUUUUGUAUGUAAGAUAAAUUGUCAUCAACACAUACAUGUGCAUUUAUAGAAAAACUAUGUGUAUUUAUUUUCCUGAUAUCUUUCUACCCACUAUGUAAACUUGUAUGUUUGUAUAUCAUAUAUUCCAAUAUAAACG
Messenger RNA from Dreissena polymorpha, 7212 nucleotides. Its product is annotated as neurogenic locus notch homolog protein 1-like. Lineage: Eukaryota; Metazoa; Mollusca; Bivalvia; Myida; Dreissenidae. The coding region runs from base 1 to 5223 and encodes 1740 amino acids. Gene Ontology annotation, molecular function: calcium ion binding. The record is from RefSeq and is a predicted model, not a curated record. The transcript is spliced from 35 exons.